Molecule: messenger RNA, 2400 nt
Organism: Eurytemora carolleeae
Lineage: Eukaryota; Metazoa; Arthropoda; Copepoda; Calanoida; Temoridae
Product: zinc finger protein 710
Exons: 14
Coding region: 884-1852 (322 amino acids)
Source: RefSeq, a predicted model, not a curated record
AAUUAGUUAAUUAGUUAGAAAAUAGCAAGAAGUAGUAAAACUUUGUAUACUAAGCUAAACCACUUCUAAUUAAGUUAAACUGCGGCGCCGCACAGGAGAAAUUGUUCUACCACCUAUACAUUGUUCAACUUUUUUGCUAUUCAUUAAAUCUGAUUUCUGGACGGUGAUGCCAAUUCGAAACCGGUUUCAGAAUCCAAACUUAAAUAAAAAUUCAGGGGGGGGGGGGGCUUAAUGUGAGUUUUAUCGGAUACAUAAGCCUAAAAUCAGUUCAGUGUCAAAUUUUUUUCUUUGUGGGUAACUGCCGCCGGUCCUUUAGUUGUAAUAUUGUAGACCUAAUUUUGUAUCUGAAAACUGUUGCAGUUUUAAUGUUUAGUGAAUUGUUAAAGAAGAUUCUACAAGUGUACCCUGAUGUUUGCAAUCUCCCAGCACACCUACAGUUUCAUGCUUGGAGAAAUAUAAACAAAAUUAUUAAAACCUAUUUUAGAUAUGAAGAAAAGAUUAAUUCUAAAGAUAAGAUAGCUUUCCUAACUUCAAUAUAUGAUGUCUCCCUAUCUGUUAGAUGUUUGUUUAAAGAGGAAACUUUCAAAAUAUUUCCAGUUAUAUCAAGUUCAGAAGAACUGGAGGGUUUUGUCCCUGAACAGCCCUGUAUUUUCUGCUCAGCAAAUAUUAAGGAAGGAGAACAGGUUUUGGUAACACUCUCCUCAGAAGACAAGCUGCCUUAUCAAGUUCAUGCAUUUUAAACUUUCCCUGUGAUAUCUGUGAUAAAUCGUUUAAGCUAAAGAUCAAACUGAAGGAGCACAUUAAAUCACUGCACCAAGAUUACAAGCACCCAUGUGAUCAAUGUGAAUAUACUACAACGGAGAAAGGGAAUCUAAAAAGACACAUGAGAACUAAGCAUGAAGGUGUAAGGUAUAACUGUGAUGAAUGUUCCUACUCUGGAUCUACGAACCACAAGGUGAAGCAGCAUAAACUUCUUGAACAUAAAGGAUUUAGAUUUAGAUGCCAGGAUUGUGAUUACAGUGCUAAAAGUAAACCAAACCUUAAUAAUCAUGUUAGGAUCAAACACCAAGGACAAAGGUUUUCUUGUGAGUAUUGUGGAGUUAGUUUUAAAUCUGAGAAAACCCUGGACCUUCAUAUUCUGGAUAAACAUCAGGAUAUUAAAGCUCAAUUUGAUCCCUUGGGAAAAUUUUCUUGUGAAGUUUGUGAAUUCUCGGUAGAAACAGAAGAGAUACUAAAACUACACAGAUUAAGGGAACAUGAUCGUCGAUCGAUCCUAUGUGAUCUCUGUGGAUUUUCCGGUAAAUCUCGUUCCCAGCUGCAGUACCAUAACCAGACUCAUCACAACGGUCAAAGAUUUAACUGUAUGGAGUGUGACUAUUCUGCAACAAAUCAAAGUAAUCUGAAUGCACACAUUAAGAUUAAACAUCAAGGAGUUCGGUUUCAAUGUGAUGAAUGUGAAUUUUUCUGCACUCAAAACAAUAUUUUAAAAAGACACAUUAAGAAGAAGCACCAAGGAGUAAUGUAUCCUUGUGGUCUUUGUGACUAUCAGGCGACUGAAGAACGGUUUUUAAAGAAUCACAAACAGAGUGAACAUCAGGGUAUACGCUACAGUUGUGAUACUUGUGUCAGCACAUUUAGGAGUUUGAAUAAUCUUCGUACGCACAAGGUCAACAAGCACAGUUUGACAGGCUCUUCAUGUUCUAUAUGUGGUCUUCAGUUUGUUAUAGGGAAACAGGUGAAAGAACACAUGAAAACUGAACACAAAUCCCAGUGUUUCCAAUGUGAUCAGUGUGAUUAUUUAGCAACAAGACAAGAUUCUCUUGUGAAGCAUAAAACAAAAGCACAUUGUUAAAACUGUCUUGCCAUUCUAGGUAAUUAAACACGAGAUGACUGAAAUUUGUGGAAAUAAAGCCUGUUAAAGGAAAUUGUUAAAUUUCUGAUAAAAAAGCAAAUGGGUUACAUUGGGGUCAGAAGAUGUGUCAGUUAGCCAAACAAUCCAGAGAUGACUUCAAGGAUGUACACGGGUUGGAAGAUUUAAGCCUCAAUAACUUUCCAGAAGAAAUUCGCGCCAACGCAUUUUUCGGAAUGUAUUAUUUUUACAAUAAACUUUCUUGCCUUUUUCCAAUAAAAUUUAAAUUUUGUAUGGCAUCGAACCUGGUCCUUGGAUUAUGGGUUUAAACCCUAUUUUUAUCAGAGCUUUCAAAAUAUGUGAGGGGCCCGAGGGACAUUUUUACCCGUCCUUUUCCCCGAAAGAUGUUGUGGACCAGUGACUCCCCAAUCGUUUAAAAACAUCGUAGAAAUGUCGAAAUAUAUUUACAGAAAAGUGGUCUCCAUUUUUAUUUUAUUAUGGAUUGUUGGUAUCUUCCAGAAUCCACAAACUAUAAGUUCUAUUGUUUCAGA